UUUUACCCCCCAACCAGACCUAAAACCCUCACCUUAUCUUCUCAUCUCCUCCCCACCCCUUUCCUCGAAUCCUACUACUGCUUAGGCUGCUGCUUCUUGCUUCGUUGCGUGCUGGCGGAGCAAGAGGCGGCCAUGGCCACCACCACCGACGCCGCCCGAGUCGCGCCCGUGGAGGACGAGAACCCCGCCCCGGCGGCGGCGGCGGAGGAACCCAAGAAAGUCGAGGCGGCGGCGGAGGAGGAGCCCAAGAAAGUCGUUGCGGAUGGGGGAGAGGAGGAGGAGGUGAGAUUGGAGGGGAAAGGUGGGGGCUUUGGGAGUCCGGUGGCCGACAACGGCGAGGCGGAGGCGGAUGGAGGUGGGGCUGACAGCGGGGAGGUGAAAGAGGUGCAGGUGGAUGAGAAAGGUGAGAGCUUGGGCGCUGCGGUGGCCGAGAAGGAGGACGGGGACGGGGAGGCCGCCGCCGCCGCCUCCGUGGUGGCGGAGACGCCAGCUCCGGCGGUGGAGUCCAAGCUCGAGAACGGCGAAUUGGCCGAAGGGGAUGCUUAUUCGGUUUCUCCUGAUGCGCCGGAAGGUGAGGAGAAGGGUGAAUUGAGGGAGGAGCAGGAGGCAGGGGAGCAAGGUGCUUUGGCGGUGGAGGCGGAUGAUGCAGACAAGGUGACGGAUGAUGCCAAAUUGGCCGUGGCCGAGGAUGAAAAGCCGGAGGGUGAGAAGGGCGAGGAGGUUGGUGCUGGAGGUGGAGAUGUUGGUGAAUUGGGCAGCGAGAAAGAGGUUGACGAACCAGAGGAUAAGGUAGCUCCUGCCGCUGAAGCUAAUGGUGAAUUGGGUGGCGAGGUUGAGGCGGUUGAUGAGACGGUUGCGGUAGGAGGUGAGGAAGCCCCGGAAGAAUCGUUGGAGAAGGAUGCUGAUGUUGAAGACGAGGUUGCAAAGCCUGAGCCAGUGAAUGAGGCGAGUCCAGUGGUUAUUGAUGAUGGAAGCGCAGAGAAGCUUGCUCCUGCAAGUGUGGACAGUGGGCUUGAGGGAAGUCCUGAGAAAGGGCAGAAUGCUGAGGAUAGAAGCUCAGAGACGUUUGCUCUUGCUAAUUCAGACACUGUGCUUGAGGGAAGUCCUGCGAAGGGGCAAAAUGCUGAGGACCAGGUGGCCACCAGUGAAGCGGUGGAAGAUAAUGGUGAAAGUGUUGUAGCUGAUGACACUGAUGAUAUCUUGUCUCGAGAGUUGGCUCCAGAAUCAAGCAAGGAAAAUAAUGGUGAUGAGGAGGCUGAAGGUGGUGCUACAGAGGUUGUUGAUCGUGAAGAGGAGGCUGGUGAUGAUGACAUAGUUGAGGCUGCGGCAGAUGAUGAGGAUGGGGUUGGUAACGAGGCUGAUGAAGACGAUGAUGGUGCGAACUCUGACACGAGUCCUGCACGAGUUGCAAUUUUAGAGAGCUCUGAAGCUGCGAAGCAGAUCAUGAAGGAGCUUGCGGAGGGCUCUAGUGGUAGUGUGUCUGGCUCAAGAGACUACACCAAUAGCAUGGAUGGGCAGAUUAUGCUUGAUGAUUCUGAAGAGGAUGAGGAUGACGAUGAUAAUGAUGAUGGGGAUGAGAAGGGGUUCGAUUCUGCUGCCCUGGCGGCCCUUCUGAAAGCGGCAACCGGUGCAUCCUCAGAUGGGAAUAUCACAGUUGCUUCCCAAGAUGGUUCCAGAAUAUUUACCAUGGACCGACCAGCUGGUCUUGGUUCAUCAGCCCCUUCUCUGAGGCCGACUGCACCUCGUCAACCUGCCCGAUCAAACCUGUUCAGCCCCUCUGAGCUUGCAGUUACUGCUGAUCCUACUGAAGAGAUGACCGAGGAAGAGAAGAAGUUGCACGACAAGGUUGAGUUGAUUCGAGUAAAGUUUCUGCGUCUAGUUUACAAACUGGGAGCUACUCCUGAAGAAACAGUUGCAGCACAAGUGCUGUACCGUCUGAGCCUUGCUGAGGGUAUCCGACAUGGAAGGCAGACAAAUCGAGCUUUCAGCCUUGAUAAUGCACGGAAGAAGGCCUUGCUACUUGAAGCAGAGGGGAAAGAGGAUCUGAACUUUUCAUGCAACAUACUUGUUUUAGGAAAGACUGGAGUUGGCAAAAGUGCAACGAUCAAUUCUAUUUUUGGUGAAGAGAAGUCCAAAACUGAUGCUUUUGGCGCGGCAACCACCAGUGUGCGGGAGAUUGUUGGUGAGGUGGAUGGUGUCAAGAUUAGAAUCAUUGAUACACCAGGCCUUCGACCAAACGUUAUGGACCAAGGAUCGAAUAGGAAGAUUCUUGCUGCUGUCAAGAAAUAUACCAAGAAAUGUCCCCCAGAUAUUGUUCUAUAUGUGGAUCGUCUGGAUAGUCUGAGCCGUGAUCUCAAUGAUUUGCCUCUUCUGAAAACCAUUACUGCUGUUCUUGGUUCAUCCAUAUGGUUCAACGCAAUCGUUGCUCUCACACAUGCUGCUUCUGCUCCUCCUGAAGGCCUCAAUGGUGCUCCCAUGACAUAUGAGGUCUUAAUGGCUCAGAGAUCCCACAUUAUCCAGCAAUCCAUCAGGCAGGCUGCAGGAGAUAUGCGCUUGAUGAACCCAGUAGCCCUUGUUGAGAACCAUCCUUCUUGCCGGAAAAACCGUGAGGGCCAGAAAGUACUUCCAAAUGGCCAAAGCUGGAGACAUCAGAUGCUGCUCUUGUGCUACUCCUCAAAGAUAUUAUCAGAAGCCAACUCACUUUUAAAGCUUCAGGAUCCUAAUCCUGGAAAGCUUUUUGGGUUCCGUUUCCGCUCCCCGCCGCUUCCCUUCUUGCUGUCUUCCCUCUUGCAGUCAAGAGCCCACCCCAAACUUUCCCCCGAUCAGGGUGGCAAUGAAGGAGAUUCUGAUAUUGAUUUGGAUGACUAUUCUGAUAUAGAACAAGAUGAUGACGAAGAGGAAUAUGAUCAGCUUCCACCAUUCAAGCCCUUAACCAAAGCUCAGCUUGCGAGGCUUACAAAAGAGCAGAAGAAUGCUUAUUUUGAUGAGUACGACUAUAGGGUCAAGCUUCUCCAGAAGAAACAAUGGAAGGAUGAGCUCCGCAGGUUAAAGGAGAUGAAGAAGAGGGGCAAAACUGACCUAGAUGAUUAUGGGUAUGCUAAUAUCGCUGGAGAAAAUGAUCAGGAUCCUCCUCCAGAGAAUGUAUCAGUUCCCUUACCUGAUAUGGUGCUACCUCCUUCAUUUGAUUGUGACAAUCCCACAUACCGGUACCGCUUUUUGGAGCCAACUUCGACUGUCCUGGCAAGGCCUGUUUUAGAUGCUCAUGGGUGGGAUCAUGACUGUGGUUAUGAUGGAGUAAGUGUUGAAGAAACACUCGCUAUACUUAACAGGUUCCCAGCUAAUGUAGCAGUUCAGGUCACCAAAGACAAGAAGGAAUUCAGCAUCCAUUUGGAUUCUUCCAUCGCAGCAAAGCAUGGGGAGAAUGCAUCGUCACUUGCUGGUUUUGACAUCCAGACUGUUGGGCGGCAGCUUGCGUAUAUUCUUCGUGGUGAGACCAAAAUCAAGAAUAUCAAGAAGAACAAGACUACUGGAGGAUUCUCAGUGACUUUCUUGGGUGACAUUGUGGCAACUGGGCUGAAGGUUGAGGACCAGCUCUCUCUUGGGAAGAGGCUUGCACUAGUUGCGAGCACUGGUGCGAUGCGAGCUCAAGGGGACACUGCAUAUGGAGCUAACUUGGAGGUGCGUCUGAAAGACAAGGACUAUCCGAUUGGCCAGUCCUUGUCAACCUUGGGUCUUUCUCUGAUGAAGUGGCGUCGUGACCUCGCUCUAGGCGCUAACCUGCAGUCCCAGUUCUCCAUCGGAAGGGGUUCAAAGAUGGCGCUUCGUCUUGGACUGAACAACAAGCUGAGCGGGCAGAUCACUGUCAGGACAAGCACAUCAGAGCAGGUUCAGAUUGCACUUCUGGGUCUUGUGCCAGUUGCAGCCUCCAUCUACAGGAGCUUCCGGCCCAGUGAACCAUCGUUUGCCUAUUAGCUCGGCAGGAAGAGGAUCAAUUUACUUAUUCCAUCAUUGUGUCUUUUUCGCUUAGCAAUUUUCCUUUUUCGUAUGAACUGUAAUUCCUGCCGUUUCAGUUUACUCUUUGUACUCCGAAGAUGUUCCUAUCAUAAUUUUGGCUGAAUAGGGUUGUGAGAUUUAUCUGGAACUAUAGCUGAAUAAUGUCGCUGGAUCUAUGAUCCUUGUUAUUUUCAGUAUAUUACAAUGUUGCUCUUGGCAUCAAGUUUAUCUUUUCA
This is a messenger RNA of Phragmites australis (common reed), 4229 nucleotides long. Its product is annotated as translocase of chloroplast 101, chloroplastic-like. The coding region runs from base 133 to 3972 and encodes 1279 amino acids. Gene Ontology annotation, molecular function: GTP binding; GTPase activity. Gene Ontology annotation, cellular component: chloroplast outer membrane. NCBI's taxonomy places the organism in Eukaryota, Viridiplantae, Streptophyta, Magnoliopsida, Poales, Poaceae. The transcript has 2 exons. The record is from RefSeq and is a predicted model, not a curated record. Gene Ontology annotation, biological process: protein targeting to chloroplast.